AUGGCGCCUUCAUCGCCAGACAGUGUACCAUUAUCAACGACGAGCAGUGACGACAAUGACAGUGGCAACGAUCGAUUUGCUCGGCUCAUGCGCGACACUCGAACCAAAAUGGAGGCUAAAAAGCUCGAAUUGAACGCUACCAUGCAAGAAAAAUUGCCGGAAUGGAAAUUACGUGGUGCAUUGUACAGUCAAUAUGCCCGUGAAACCGGAAUCGAAUGGAGUCGUAAAGGAAAAGAAGCUGUCGAUCGGUGGAAGAAAGAACUAGCUGAACGAGAUUCAUCGAAUGCUCCAGCAUUACCCACACGACCCAACAGCACGACAACAUUGGGACUUGUUUUUGGGGUGCCAUUAGAGCAGGCAGUGCCACUGGAUGGCGGCUUGCCUCCGCUGGUGAACCAAUGUGUGGAUUAUUUGGAUAUGCAUGGCGUGCGGGAAGUAGGAUUAUACAGGAUACCCGGCAGUCUGACAGCGGUCAACAAAUUGCGUGCUGUGUUCGAUACAGUACCGGAACCCAUCAUCCCACCCGACAUGUAUCCAAAACUCAACGACGACGAUACCGACGAUGUGGACGACGCCAUCACAGCUGCAGGCUUACAAACUGUAAAAACACUCACAACACAGCUCCCUACACACAAUCAGCAGCUACUGCGGCGACUAUGUCGACAUCUGAAAAACGUAGCGGACCAUAGCGAUAUCAACCGCAUGCCCACCUCCAAUCUGGCCGUUGUAUUCAUUCCGACACUCGGCAUCGAUCGCACUCUGUUCCAUUGUCUUGUCGACCAUUACCGUGACAUCUUCCCAUCCCCUCCUGUACCUUCUAAGCCUCGUCAUUUCAAAUCAAAGACACUGCCCGACUCUCAGGUCAUGCGUGUACCGCCAGCGAAACCAAGUCGUAGCCAUAUCAAACCAUCUUCAUCUUCUUCCUUACAACACAAAGCACAGGCACCACCGACACAUCACUCAUCCGCACCCGCUCCCGUCGAGCCAACAAAGCCUCGGUCAAAGUCAAUGUCCUCCUCAUUUUCACAAGCUCCCUUUGUCGCGUCUUGGAAGCGGACCACUGGUACGCGUGUCGAGGCCCUUGGCCGACAGUUUGAAGCGAAACGGAACCCAUGA
Molecule: messenger RNA, 1116 nt
Organism: Zychaea mexicana
Lineage: Eukaryota; Fungi; Mucoromycota; Mucoromycetes; Mucorales; Lichtheimiaceae
Product: Rho GTPase activation protein
Exons: 4
Coding region: 1-1116 (371 amino acids)
Biological process (GO): signal transduction; regulation of GTPase activity
Cellular component (GO): cytoplasm
Source: RefSeq, a predicted model, not a curated record